Molecule: messenger RNA, 1161 nt
Organism: Cherax quadricarinatus
Lineage: Eukaryota; Metazoa; Arthropoda; Malacostraca; Decapoda; Parastacidae
Source: RefSeq, a predicted model, not a curated record
GUGUGGAGCUUCACGUUGUAGUGAGUUAAGCAAUGUAAGCCUGGGCAAGGAUGAGAGGCUAUGGGUACCCCAGUUACUGCUACAGAGUUGUGUAACUGAUCAAGUGUUUUAUCUAUGAUCUUCCAACAGCACCAAUUAUCAACAUCCAGCAGUACCCCCGGUAUAUAAUAACCAGCAGCACCUCGUAUCAACAUCCAGCAGUACCUAAUAUUUACAUCCAGCAGUAUCCAAGCUACUUCCGAGGGCCUGCAGGAGCCAACACCACGUUAUUAACAAAGGUUGCCUCCUGGUGCUGGUGAAAAAUGGUCGUGCAGCUGACGUGGACCCGAGUUAUAUUUUGAAAAUGAAUGGUGAAGCCAUGGACGGACCAGCUCUUUUCUCCUUAAACUUUGUUAAUGGAAGUUCCGGCAACACCACUUUCGUGCCCACAGCAGUUGAGAUGGACAAUCCAGUCGAUACAACAACCUCCGGUAAUAAAUCUCUCGCUCCAGAAGUUUAUGCAGCAGUCACUGUGUCUCCACUAUCUGAUGCGAGAAAGUUAAAUGCCCCUGACGAUACAGCUGUGAAGUCAGUGGUCACUGAACCUGGUUUUGGUUCAAUCGACAGUAUUGGAAUGCCUUCAGCAGAGGCUGAAGAUGUUAAUACUACUCUGUCAAUACGAGUUAAUUUCAACUCUACAGACAGUAUUAUGAAACCUGAGACAAAAGAUACUUUUAAACAAGUGAAUAGCUUUCGCUGCUGUAAUAUUAGCUCUUUAACAACAGCAGGCACAAAUGAUUCUAAUGCCAACAAAAAACAUGAGCAAGGCACUGGAACAAGUGCCUGGAACGGCGUCUUUCCUCCUGGAGGUUCCAAUACCACCACAAAAACCACCUCUGCUUCCAGUCAUGUGACUCAGAGGUUUGUCAUCCCCACGUUCCUGACAGUAGUCUUGACUGUACUACAAGCACUGCUGCCAGUAGCCAAUAUGGCCUUCUUUUACCCCGUGUAUGCCACCAAGCUCAGAGAUCUCAUAAUCUCCAUUCUUGGACCCCAAGGUGUCCCAUUAAUUUUUGGCACUAAUGGAGUUUUACACCUCAUUGUUGAUGUGAUGAAAUUAUAAAUUGUCUGACUCUUAGGGGUUUAGCGAUUAGUUAUGAUUAUAUUAUAAAUUUAUCUCUA